AUGUGGAGCAUAGUAAUGGAACCCGGGAAAAAAUACAGCACGGUUGUCGAGAACACAUUCCACCUGUCUAUGGCUACACUUGAUUUAGAAUCUGUUAAAAAGGCUGAUGAUGUACAUACUGUAUAUGUCGAAACUGAUGAUAACCCACGUGUAAUCCUUUGUCACUUGUCUAAAGCAUCAAAACUGUACCAAUGCCGAUUGGACCAUAUUUUCCCACGAGGAACAGAUUUGAAGUUUGUUACAUCAGCCACUGCUAAUAUACAUAUGACUGGAUAUUUAGACUUAAACGAAGACGAUGAAUUAUAUUCUGAUUUAGAAAGUGAAUCUGAAGAAGAAGGAACCCAGACUGAAAAGUCAGUGCAAGAAAAAGGCAAUAAACGUAAAUCUGAAGAUGAUGUUCCAAAAAAAAAUAAAUCUAUUAAAUUGGAUGAGAGUAAUCAAUCUGAUGAAGAUAGUGAUGAUGAGGGUGACUCUGAUGAAAUUAUGGAUUUUGAAGAUGAUGACAGCGAGGAUGAUGGAAUAAAAUUAAGUGAUUUGGUUAGUGAUGACGAUGAAGAUGAAGAAGAUGACGAUGAUGAAGAUGAUAUCGAUGACGAAGAUGAAGAAGAUAGUGAUGAAUCUGAAGAAGUAAUAACUACUAAUUCUAAAAAAACAAAAGAACUACAAAAAACUCCAAAAAAACAAUUGAACGGAAAUGAUCAAAAGUCUCCUAAACAAGAACAGAAAACCCCUAAAGGUCAAGAAAAGACACCUAAAGGUCAAAAGACUCCAAUGCCCAAAACGCCUGAUGCCAAUCAAACUUUGAUAAAUGGUUCAACGGAAAGUAGUAAAAAAAAGAAAAAUAAGGAACCUAAGACCCCACUUAGUGCAUUAAAGACUAAACCAGAUACUCCGUUGCCCAAAGAUAAACAAAAUCAACAACAAAAGUUAAAUGGUGGAGUUAUCAUUAAUGAUCUCAAAGUUGGUGAUGGUGCUGUUGCAAAACCAGGAAAAAAUGUUAAAGUGUAUUAUAUUGGCCGUCUGAAAUCCACUGGUAAAGUUUUUGAUUCCAUGCAGAAAGGACCUGGUUUCACAUUCGGACUACAACGUGGUGAAGUUAUUAAGGGUUGGGAUAUUGGUAUUGCUGGCAUGAAAGUUGGAGGCAAAAGAAAAGUUAUAUGUCCACCAAAUAUGGCGUAUGGCGCUAAAGGAAGUCCGCCUGAAAUUCCACCCAAUAGUACUUUAGUUUUUGAUGUAGAACUAAAACAUGUUAAUUAA
Molecule: messenger RNA, 1257 nt
Organism: Macrosiphum euphorbiae (potato aphid)
Lineage: Eukaryota; Metazoa; Arthropoda; Insecta; Hemiptera; Aphididae
Source: the annotation of a GenBank genome assembly